This is a messenger RNA of Rhizoctonia solani, 1164 nucleotides long. RefSeq names its product Retrotransposable element Tf2 protein. The record is from RefSeq and is a predicted model, not a curated record. The coding region runs from base 1 to 1164 and encodes 387 amino acids. The transcript is spliced from 2 exons. Lineage: Eukaryota; Fungi; Basidiomycota; Agaricomycetes; Cantharellales; Ceratobasidiaceae.
AUGUUUGUUAAAAAAGCAGAUGGUUCCCUUAGGCUGGUUGUGGAUUACCAAAAGCUCAACAAGGUAACCCACAAAAAUGUCUACCCACUUCCAAGACAAGACAACCUCAUGGCAAAACUACAACACGCCAAGAUAUUCACCAAGCUUGACCUACGCUGGGGUUAUAAUAAUGUGCAAAUCAAAGAGGGAGACAAAUGGAAAACGGCUUUCCGCACCAAAUAUGGUCUAUUCAAAUACUUAGUCAUGCCCUUUGGUCUUACCAAUGCUCCCACCGCAUUUCAGCACUUUAUGAAUGACCUAUUUAGGGAUCUGAUUGACGUAACGGUGGUAAUUUACUUAGACAACAUCCUCAUCUUCUCAGAAAAACCAGAAGAUCAUCCGGCCCACUUGUUCUACAAAUUGUCAAAGUGUCAUUUCCAUGUUACCACAGUAGACUACUUGGGCAUUGUCAUAUCUCCUGCUGGCUUCUCCAUGGAUCAGAAAAAGAUUGAGGCAGUCACAUCAUGGCCUACUCCCAGAACGGUCAAACAGGUCCAGGCCUUUCUAGGAUUUGUAAACUACCUUUGUUGGUUCAUUCCAAACUUUAGCUCAGUUGCAUGUCCCUUGCACAACCUCACCAGAAAGGAAACUCCCUGGUUGUGGGGAACCUUAGAAGAAGCAUUGUUUCAGGAUUUAAAGUCCCUUGUAACCAAGUCUCCGGUAUUGAUCCAUUCUAACCCCAACCUGCCCUACUACCUUGAAAUGGACGCAUCAGGAGUAGCAAUGGGAGCCAUACUCAGUCAACAAGGCCCAGACAAUUGCCUACACCCCAUUGCCUAUAUGUCUAAAUUGUUUUCAGGAGCAGAAGCAAACUAUGACACCCACAACAAGGAGCUUCUGGCUAUCAUUAAGGCGUUAGAAGAGUGGCGGAUAUUCUUGGAAGCUACGGACAAACCAGUACAGGUUUUCACAGACCAUUGUAACCUAGAAUACUGGAUGCAGGCACAGACGUUCAAUUGCAGACAUGCGCAAUGGCAACUUUUCCUGAGCAACUUCAACUUUGAGAUCCAUUAUUGCCCAGGGAAACAGUUGGGAAAACCAGAUGCCCUCUCCAGGAGAUUGGACUAUGUGGAUUCUCCCCCAGAACCAGAGGUCAUGUUACAACCAGAAGUCUUUGUGUUAUAA